Messenger RNA from Pediculus humanus corporis (human body louse), 1524 nucleotides. RefSeq names its product protein krueppel, putative. Bases 1 to 1524 code for a protein of 507 amino acids. Lineage: Eukaryota; Metazoa; Arthropoda; Insecta; Psocodea; Pediculidae. The record is from RefSeq and is a predicted model, not a curated record. Gene Ontology annotation, cellular component: nucleus. The transcript is spliced from 2 exons.
AUGGCAUUAUCGAUGCUAAAGCCAAAUGAUGCAUCAACCAAAACAGGUCUAGCACCAGUUGCUAGAAAUCGUUUUAGAGGAAAUGGAGUAAUUAAAGAUUCGCCGGAAGAUGAUUCCGAAAUAGAUAGAAACAGUCCGAAAUCUUCCAUAGAUUCAAACGGUUUACCCUAUAAAUCGUUGUCGUCGCUAAAUUUAUUUCCAACUUCGGUUUUGGCCAGUCAAAUGCUCGGAGGAUUAUCCCUUCAUGCGACUUUGGCAUCCGCAUCCGGAGCUUUCGCUCCUAAUUGGUACCACGAUCCGAAUUCCCCUCCGCACACACCCUUGGCCUCGACCAAGAAAACGAAUAAUAAUCACGUGACGAGUAGUACUCACGUUCGGAAAACUCGGAAAAAAGUCAAAAUGUCACCGGUUGAUAAUAAUGAAGUGAAUAAUAGCGUUAUUUCUUUAAAUAAAUCAUCACCUUCUCCGCCGCCUCUUACCCGCGGUUUGUCUCCGCAAAGUAACGGAUCCGGACAAGAGAUAAAUUUAAAAAACGGAGACAAAGAUAAAACGUUCACGUGUAGUGCUUGUAAUCGAUCUUUUGGAUACAAACACGUUUUGCAAAAUCACGAAAGAACUCACACGGGAGAAAAACCAUUCGAGUGCAAAGAAUGCCAUAAAAGAUUCACGCGGGACCAUCAUUUGAAAACGCACAUGAGGCUUCAUACAGGAGAAAAACCCUAUCAUUGCACACAUUGCGACCGGCAAUUUGUUCAAGUUGCAAAUCUUCGACGCCAUUUGCGAGUCCACACGGGAGAACGUCCGUACGCUUGUGAUUUGUGUUCGUCUAAAUUUUCCGAUUCUAAUCAAUUAAAAGCUCACAUGCUCAUACACAAAGGGGAAAAACCGUUUCAUUGUUCUUCGUGCAACGGAAAUUUUCGAAGGCGUCAUCAUCUUAUGCAUCACAAAUGUCCCUCGAAACAAAAUGAUUUAUAUAAUUCCGUCGAUUCCGAAAAUAUAGACGACGUAGACGAGGAAGAUUCGUUGGAUGCCGGGUUGGAAAUAGACGAUGAAUUGGAUUCACAAACGAAAUACGCACAACAAAACGAAUACGAUUCUGAAUAUAGCGUCGGUGGUAAAUCCCCGGAUUUUUCAACGGCGCCAUCUCCGGAUAAUUAUCUUCUGUCAAUAAAUAAUAAUAAAAAAUUAAGAGAACGAAAAUCACGCGACAUACGUAGAGUAGUUAGAAUUUCCGAUGUGUCGGGACCCAUUUUGGAUCCGGCAACGAUUCCUCCGUUACUUCCGGAACAAACGGAACCAGAAGAUUUAUCAAUGCCUAAAAGUAAAUUACGUAAGCAUCUUUCGCAAAAUAAUAAUGAUAUUGAAAAAAACUACCACAGCCGAAAUUGUGAGUCACCUUCAUCGAGCGUUUCCAGAUCUCCGUCAAUAGAAAAAGAUGAAAUAAUUUCGAGCUUACAUCAUCAUCAUCAUCAUCCGAAAUUUAGGAAACAUAUCGAAAUGUCCAACGGAAACACGAUAUCGUGA